Messenger RNA from Humulus lupulus (European hop), 1987 nucleotides. Its product is annotated as probable CoA ligase CCL10. Lineage: Eukaryota; Viridiplantae; Streptophyta; Magnoliopsida; Rosales; Cannabaceae. The record is from RefSeq and is a predicted model, not a curated record. Gene Ontology annotation, molecular function: CoA-ligase activity. The coding region runs from base 79 to 1710 and encodes 543 amino acids. The transcript is spliced from 6 exons.
ACCGUUGUUUAUAUUCCAUACAAAAAAAAUUUGCUAAACAAACAAACAAGCAUUUCUCAAGAAAUCCUGGAAUCAGCCAUGGAGAAGUGUUUCAAUCCCGAAACCCAAAUCUACUCAUCGCAUCGACCUCCCGUUAACUUUCCCACCGAUCCCAAACUCUCGUUGACCUCCUUCCUCUUCCGAUCCUCCGCUUCAUACCCUAACAGAACCGCUCUAAUCGAUGCCGAUUCCGGUCAAACCCUAACCUUCCUCAAACUCAAAACCCAAGUCUCCAAGCUCGCCCACUCCUUGGUUCAGCUCAACAUCAAGAAAAACGACGUUGUUCUAAUCUUCGCCCCGAAUUCGAUUCACUUCCCGGUUUGCUUCUUCUCCAUAGCGGCUCUCGGCGCCAUCACCACCACCUGUAACCCAUCCUACACCUUCACAGAGCUCUCCAACCAAGCCAAGGACUGUAACCCCACUCUCGUCAUAACCGUCCCGGAACUAUGGGAGAAGGCGAGAAAACUAAAUCUUCCGGCGAUCAUUCUACCUUCUCCAUCGAAUUCGAAACUAAGCUCCAAAUCUGAAUUCUGGUUCUUCUCCGAUUUGACCAGAAAAUCGGACCGAUUCUCAGAGCUGCCGAUAAGUGAUGUCAGACAAUCAGACGUUGCGGCGCUUCUGUACUCGUCGGGGACGACGGGGAAGAGCAAAGGAGUGGUCCUGAGCCAUAAGAACUUCAUUACGACGUCGUUAAUGGUGACUUCGGAUCAGGAUCGGUACGGAGAUCCACAAAACAUUUGUAUGUGUUUCUUGCCGAUGUUUCAUAUAUUUGGGCUCUCGGUGAUCGCGUAUUCGCAGCUGCGGCGAGGGAACGGUGUCGUUUCGAUGGGGAAGUUUGAGUUGGAGGGUGCGUUGAGGGCGGUGGAGAUGUACAGAGUGACGCAUUUGUUUGUGGUUCCGCCAGUCAUGAUCGCUUUAGCGAAAGAGAGUGUUGUCGUAAGGAGAUACGACUUGUCGUCUGUGAAGGAGAUUCUGAGUGGGGCUGCUCCGUUGGGGAAAAAUGUCAUGGAACAAUGCGCUCGGAAUGUUCCUGGUGCUGCCAUUAUUCAGGGUUAUGGAAUGACAGAAACUUGUGGAAUAAUUUCUAUAGAGGACAGUAAGAAAGGGUGUCGAUUUUCAGGUUCAACUGGCAUGCUUGCACCUGGAAUUGAAUCCCAGAUUAUGGACACUAAAAGAUGGAACCCUCUUCCACCAAAUCAAGAGGGAGAGAUUUGGCUUCGAGGACCUAAUAUGAUGCAAGGCUACCUAAACAAUCUAGAGGCAACAAAAUCAACCAUAGAUGAACAGGGUUGGGUGAAAACAGGAGAUAUUGGAUACUUCGAUGAAGAAGGACAACUAUUUGUUGUGGAUAGACUUAAAGAGCUCAUCAAAUGUUAUGGUUUUCAGGUGGCUCCAGCUGAGCUUGAAGCUUUGUUACUUUCCCACCCUGAAAUAUUAGACGCUGUGGUGAUUCCAUUCCCUGAUGAGAAAGCUGGUGAAGUCCCUAUUGCAAAUGUUGUUCGCUCACCCAAUAGCUCUCUAUCAGAAGAAGAUGUUCAAAGAUUUAUUGAGAAACAGGUUGCCCCAUUCAAAAAAUUGAGGAGAGUAACUUUUGUAAGCAGUGUACUCAAGUCACCAGCAGGAAAGAUUUUGAGGAGAGAACUCAUUCAGAAAGUCCGAUCCAAGAUAUGAAACUUGGGCCAUUUCAUUGGGCUUAUGAUUCCUUUGACACUUGGGCCAUAAUCACCACUUUGAGAUCCCAUUACUCUCAUUGAUUCUCUAUAGGGCAUAGCAUACUAUAUGCUUUUGACAUUUAAUCCAAUUUUUAAAAAAAAAAAAAAAGUUAAAUAAGAACUAUGAAGUACUAUUGAUCUAUUAUGGUAUAUUGUUCAUAGAGAAUAAUUUUCUACGAAGUCAUUGAUUAGUGUGGACUCCAUGAUCGUAUAAUGUUUGAUAAAUGUUUCUUUUC